ACAUCAUGCAUCCCAAUACUUAAUGGUUCAAAUUUCUCGGAAUGGAAAGAAAGGCUGACAUUUACUUUAGGGUGCAUGGAUAUUGAUCUGGCACUUCGUGAGGACAUGCCACCUGUCCCCACGGAGGAAACUACGCCAGAGGAGAAAAAGUUGUAUGAGAGGUGGGAGCGGUCAAACCGCUUAAGUCUUUUACUCAUACAAAAUCAUAUCUCCAGAAAGAUAAGGGCUCAAUUCCAGAUUGCAAAACUGCAAGAGAAUUCUUAACAGCAGUAGAAGAGCAAUUUGUGAGUUCAAAGAAAGCCCUAGCCAGUACCUUAAUAUCAAGGUUUGCUUCCUUAAAGUAUAAUGAUAAUGGUGGCAUACGCGAGCACAUUAUGGAAUUACGUGACAUCGCUGCCCAAUUAAAAUCAUUGGAAGUAGACAUGUCAGAAACUUUUCUUGUACACUUUGUCCUUAAUUCUCUGCCUAUGGAGUAUGCACCAUUUAAGAUCUCAUACAACACACAUACAGAAAAAUGGACUAUGAAUCAACUUCUAGCCAUGUGUGUUGAUGAGGAGCAGAGAAUAAAACAAGAGAGGCAAGAGAGUGUUUAUCUCACCUCUCAUAAGGGAAAAGGACAUAAAGAGGUCGGCAGUACCAGUCAUCAUAUUCCUGUUAAGAAGAAGAAAAUGAAAGUGUCAGCCAAAGUGACUGACAAAAGGCAAAUAAAGUGCUUCUUCUGUAAGAAACAAGGACAUUUGAAAAAGGACUGCAUCAAGUACAAGAAAUGGCUCGAAAAGAAAGGGAUUGUUGAACAAAAGAAUUCCAACGGAAAGUGAGCGAAGCAUCAUAAUGGGAAAUAAGAUGCAUUCACAUGUGGAAGCUGUUGGAACGUUCAAAUUGACCUUAAAGACUGGCCAUAUUUUGUAUCUAGAAAAUACCUUCUAUGUACCUGGAUUUUCAAGAAACUUAAUAUCUGUUUCUAAACUUACUUCCUUUGGAUAUACCGUUUCAUUUGGACGGUCUUUUGUAAACCUUUCUUUGAAUAAUAUUGUUGUUGGUAAUUGCUUGUUAGAGGAUGGUUUAUUCAAAUUAGACCUUGAUACAUCCUUUGAGCUAUCCCUUUUAUCCCUGCAAAAUAAAGAUCAUUAUGGAUUAAAACGUAGCCUAAUAAAUGAAAAUUCCUCUAUGUUAUGGCACCGAAGAUUAGGCCAUAUCUCCAUAAAAAGAAUCAAGAGAUUAGUAAAUGAUGGAAUUUUACCAACUCUUGACUAUGGUGAUUUUGAAACUUGUUUAGACUGCAUCAAGGGAAAGCAGACUAACAAGUUUAAGAAAGGUGCCAUUAGAAGUACAAAUUUAUUGGAUCUCAUACAUACAGAUAUAUGUGGGCCCUUUUCGACCCCAUGUUUUACUGGUCAUAAGUAUUUUAUCACCUUUAUUGAUGAUUACUCACGCUAUGGGUAUCUCUACUUGUUGUAUGACAAGGCUGAGGCAUUAAAUGCCUUUAAGCUUUUCAAAACAGAGGUAGAGUUACAACUUGAUAAAAAGAUUAAAGUUGUGAGAUCAGAUAGAGGUGGUGAAUACUACGGUAGGUAUACUGAAACUGGACAACAUUUAGGUCCAUUUGCUCGAUUUCUUCAAGAGCAAGGUAUAGUUGCACAAUAUACUAUGCCUGGUACUCCUGAUCAAAAUGGAGUUGCGGAAAGAAGAAACCGAACAUUAAUGGAGAUGGUAAGAAGUAUGAUUAGUCACUCAACUCUCCCAAUUUCUCUGUGGGGUGAUGCCUUAAAAACCGCUGCGUAUAUUCUAAACAGGGUUCCUACUAAAGCUGUCUCAAAAACACCCUAUGAAGUUUGGACAGGUAGGAAACCUAGUUUAAGACAUCUACAUAUUUGGGGGUGUCAAGCUGAGGCAAGGGUGUACAACCCACAAGAGAAAAAGUUGGACUUUAGAACCAUUAGUUGUUAUUUUAUUGGUUAUCCAGAAAAGUCCAAGGGAUACAGAUUUUAUUGUCCUAAUCAUACUUUGAGGAUUGUGGAGACAAGAAAUGCUAGAUUCCUUGAAAAUGACCAAAUCAGUGGGAGUAUAACACCUCAAGAAAUUAAUUUUGAGGAAAAGCAAACUCCGUAUGGUGUGCAAGAUUCAAAUAAGCAGCCAAUGAUUCCUCUACCUAUCAUUGAUAAUGAUUUGGAGGAGGAUGAGUCUACUAUUAAUGUUCCACUUGAAUCUGUGCCAGUUAUCACUGAGAAUGUUGCUCCUCCACCUAUAGAACCAGUGGAUCAAGAAGCAACUUUAAGAAGGUCAUCAAGGGUAAGGAGAUCUCCAAUUCCACCAGAUUAUAUAGUAUACCUUCAA
This is a messenger RNA of Phoenix dactylifera (date palm), 2334 nucleotides long. The record is from RefSeq and is a predicted model, not a curated record. Lineage: Eukaryota; Viridiplantae; Streptophyta; Magnoliopsida; Arecales; Arecaceae.